Vicugna pacos (alpaca) is the source of this 6895-nucleotide messenger RNA. It is a transcript of the gene KLHL24, whose product is annotated as kelch like family member 24. Gene Ontology annotation, molecular function: protein binding. Lineage: Eukaryota; Metazoa; Chordata; Mammalia; Artiodactyla; Camelidae. The record is from RefSeq and is a predicted model, not a curated record.
GUGAGCUGCGGAGAGACUGGUGGCUCGAAGAGACGCCGGCGCCAGAGAGAGCGCAGCGCCGCCGGCCGCUAAGGGACCGCGGGGGCCGCCGCAGCAGUCCACUACUGCUGGCCGUUUCCAGCCUUCGUGGAGAGGUGUGGAAAAACUAGGGCUUUGAUCAAGCAAAUGCUGAAAAGCCACAUAAAGAAGAUCCACAACAGUUAUUUCUCAACAAUUAUAUAGUCAACUGAUGUAACAAUGGUACUAAUAUUGGGACGAAGACUAAACAGAGAGGAUCUCGGGGUGCGUGAUUCACCAGCAACAAAGCGUAAAGUUUUUGAAAUGGACCCUAAAUCUCUGACAGGCCGUGAGUUUUUUGACUUCUCUUCAGGAUCAUCCCAUGCUGAAAACAUACUUCAGAUAUUUAAUGAAUUCCGAGAUAGCCGCUUAUUCACAGAUGUUAUCAUUUGUGUGGAAGGAAAAGAAUUUCCUUGCCAUAGAGCUGUUCUCUCAGCCUGUAGUAGCUACUUCAGAGCUAUGUUUUGUAAUGACCACAGGGAAAGCCGAGAAAUGUUGGUUGAGAUCAAUGGUAUUUUAGCUGAAGCUAUGGAAUGUUUUUUGCAGUAUGUUUAUACUGGAAAGGUGAAGAUUACUACAGAGAAUGUACAGUAUCUCUUUGAAACAUCAAGCCUUUUUCAGAUUAGUGUUCUCCGUGAUGCAUGUGCCAAGUUCUUAGAGGAGCAACUUGAUCCUUGUAAUUGCUUAGGGAUCCAGCGCUUUGCUGAUACCCAUUCCCUCAAAACACUCUUCACAAAAUGCAAGAAUUUUGCAUUGCAGACUUUUGAGGAUGUGUCCCAGCAUGAAGAAUUUCUUGAGCUUGACAAAGAUGAACUUAUUGAUUAUAUUUGUAGCGAUGAACUUGUUAUUGGUAAAGAGGAAAUGGUUUUUGAAGCAGUCAUGCGUUGGGUCUACCGUGCUGUUGAUCUGAGAAGACCAUUGUUACAUGAGCUCCUGACACAUGUGAGACUCCCUCUGUUGCAUCCCAACUACUUCGUUCAGACAGUUGAGGUGGACCAGUUGAUCCAGAAUUCUCCUGAGUGUUAUCAGUUGUUGCAUGAAGCAAGACGGUACCACAUACUUGGGAAUGAAAUGAUGUCCCCAAGGACUAGGCCACGCAGGUCAACUGGCUAUUCUGAGGUGAUAGUUGUCGUUGGAGGCUGUGAACGAGUUGGAGGAUUUAAUCUUCCCUACACUGAGUGUUAUGAUCCUGUGACAGGAGAGUGGAAGUCUUUGGCUAAGCUUCCAGAAUUUACCAAAUCAGAGUAUGCGGUCUGUGCUCUAAGGAAUGACAUUCUUGUUUCAGGUGGAAGAAUCAAUGGCCGUGAUGUCUGGAUUUAUAACUCGCAGUUAAAUAUUUGGAUCAGAGUUGCUUCUCUAAAUAAAGGCCGAUGGCGUCACAAAAUGGCUGUCCUCCUUGGUAAAGUGUAUGUUGUUGGAGGCUAUGAUGGGCAAAACAGACUUAGCAGCGUAGAAUGUUAUGAUUCCUUUUCAAAUCGAUGGACUGAAGUUGCUCCCCUUAAGGAAGCAGUGAGUUCUCCUGCUGUGACUAGCUGUGUAGGCAAAUUGUUUGUGAUUGGUGGAGGACCUGAUGAUAAUACUUGUUCUGAUAAGGUUCAAUCUUAUGAUCCAGAAACCAAUUCUUGGCUACUUCGUGCAGCUAUCCCAAUUGCCAAGAGGUGUAUAACAGCUGUAUCCUUAAACAACCUGAUAUAUGUUGCUGGUGGACUGACCAAGGCAAUAUACUGUUACGACCCAGUUGAAGAUUACUGGAUGCAUGUACAGAAUACAUUCAGCCGGCAGGAAAACUGUGGUAUGUCUGUGUGUAAUGGUAAAAUAUAUAUCCUGGGUGGAAGACGGGAAAAUGGAGAAGCUACAGACACUAUUCUCUGUUAUGAUCCUGCAACAAGUAUCAUCACAGGGGUAGCUGCAAUGCCCAGGCCAGUGUCCUAUCACGGAUGUGUGACUAUUCAUAGAUACAAUGAGAAAUGCUUUAAGCUCUAAAGCCAGGAUACCUCACCCAAGAAGCCACACCAAUCCAAGAUGAGAGGUUUUAAAAACUCCAGAGUGGGAAGUUGACAUAUUUCCUUUAUACCAUAUGCACAAAAAGGUAAAAAUAAUAAUUGUGGUGCCUUUCUCCCCAAAAUAUCAAUCUUUCAAACUGUAAUAAAACCUUUCCUGUAAUUGAAAAAAAAAUAUAUGUUGAAGGUAAUAGUGGUCUUUGCUUGGGCUUUGAGAGUGUAUCUUUGUAUUUGUAAGAAACCUAUGUGAAGUAGGAAAUAAUGUCUGCCUGCAUAUAAUAAUAAUGUCUGCCUGCAUACCUUUUAGGAAUUUGUGAAUGGUCUCUUCAUUUAUGUAGGUUUAUCUGCAAGACUGUAUAUUCCUUAUUUUGUCUUAUGUGUGUGUGUGUAUGUAUAUAUAGAAAGAAAAAAUUUCAUGACUUAAGGCUUCAUUUAGGUUGACUCACAUAAUGCUUAGAAUCAUUCUAAAGGGGAAAAAUCAGUUUUAAAAAUCUUUGUCACUGAAAAAUAUAUCCAAAAUGAUUAAUUUUACUGGGUUUUUUCCCUAUAAUUGAUAAAAAUGUAAUGACAACAAUUUGAGUAUCAAAAAACACUGAAUUAUUGUGACUUCAUUCUUUGAAUUGGUUUCUUAUAUUAAAGAUUUUUGAGGAGGGAGGAGAUAUAAAAGCAGGUACCCCUAAAAUGGGGAUUAAAAUUGCAGAUUAGUUCCUAAGAAAAAAGCUACCUAAGACCAUUGAAAGGAAAAUGACCCACCGUGGCUCACAAAAGUCUUUAUGUAUCAUCUCUAAAUCCUCUAAGGAAGCGCCUUUUCUUGAACCUGGUAAAAAAAAGUUGAAAUCCACUUUGUAAUAUUAUCUUGUGAAAAACUGGGAUAGAUUUUCUCCCUAGCCCAGUAUGGUUUGACCUCAUUAGUAUGGUGCUUUGGGUGAGGACCUCUUCCUGGUUACCCUGUUUUCUUGUGAACAGCUGAAAAUCCUGGGAGUCUCUACUGUUAAGCUGUCCUUACAGGAUAAAGUGGGGACCACCUGUCUCAGUGGGUCCAUAAUUUUUUUUAAUUAGCUAUCUGAAGAAAUUUAACAGCAGUAGUUGGCAGUCUUCUAUAAUAUCUCUUUCAUCUGGUACCCAUGGUGUAAAAUGUUGAUCAACAUUCUCAAGCUUCUAUGCAUCAAAUUGCCUUUGUCUAGAUGUUUCAGUUUCAGUUUAAUAAAGCUUACUAGUUUUCAGAGAAGAAUGUAAAACUUUUUUCUAAGGCAAAUGGAAUAGCAGAAACUACAGCAUAGACGAUUAUUGUUAUUUCUGGGUGGACAGAUAAAAUUUACAACAUUUUAGGGAUGUUCCAGGUAGCCUGCUGUAUUUCAACUUCCCAGGCGUUACUGUCAUCUCACAUCAUGAUUACAUACUCCUUGUCAUAGGGGAAAUGACGCUAAUAUGUGAUUAUAGUGUCACCAGAUUUCUGUUAAAACCAAGGUAGUAAUCAAAAAUCUAACAUUGAUAAACUACUUUUUUUUCCUCAUUUUAGAAUGAUACAGAGAUUUCAAAUAAACUAUAUGGCAUCAAAUUUAAUGCUUAGCUGGAAUCUGAAUUCUGAGGAAAACUCUAAAAAACUUAAAUUUUUAGGGAAUUUUUAUUUUUCAAAUCAUAUAUGAAAUGGUAUAUACCUUUUUGUGAUAAUUAUCAAAGCAAUUUAGAAAACAGUUUUCUACCAUUUUAGUUGAAAGGCAAUAGUAGAUACAAUUGGGAUACUGUUUUAAAUUUUAGAGUAAACAUCUAUUUCUGCAUCAAACUUUUGUAGAUAAUGGAACCUAUUUAGUUCAGAAAUUCUUUGUGGCAUAUGAGAUAACGUAUGAGAAAAGUGUUUUGUAAGUGCUGAGGAUUAUAUAAAUGAUACUUGUUAUUUUCAUGUGUAUUUGUAAGAUCAUGCCCAUGCAUAAAUACAGACACUUCACACAAAAAGACUUUCUCAACAUAACUUGUAUUCUAGUAUUUUUGUCUAUUAUAAAAGUAUUAACUAUUUACUUGUAUUUUGUUACACAUUUAUUUUUAAUAUUCAUGUGUUUAUUGUAGUAAAUUUGAAAUGAAAUCCCAUAAAACUGAAUUUGUUUAGACAUAGACCUCAUGCCAAUAUUGUUUAAUUUUUUUCUCUACAUAAUUUAAAACUACAUAAAUUAAGUAGGCCACCAAGAACUUAGCUUGAACCCUAUGAAAUUAAAGUAACAAUUUUUAAAGUUACCUGAUACUUUACUUUCCUUUAAUUCUUUAUCUUCCUUUAUUGAUUUUUGAUAAAUAGUAAUGUUAGCUUUGAUAAAAUAAUAAAGAACUUUAAAGUAUAAUUAGUAUAUCAAAAGGGAUUUAUCAACCACAUUGGUGUCAGACUAUAUUCAUACUGUCAUCACAGAGUUGACAGAUUUUCUUUUGGUGGGUGAUGCUCAUAGAAGCCUUUGGGUUAGGAUACAUGUAUAUAUAUGUAGAUAGAUAGUAUGCUCAUCUACACACAUUUAUACAAGCACCAAGAAUUUUAUCAGUUUGUGAUGAUCAGAAAAAGGCACAUAAAGUAAAAAUGAGCUGACCUUAUUAAAUUCAGUUCCAGAAGUUUUUUAUUUUAAUUUGGGCAUUUCUAGAAUACUUCUUUACAUAUGAAAGUACAGGAUAAGUAUUAGUAUGAUGGCUUGUAUACCGUCAAAAUCUAUAUGAUACAUACAGUUUAACAAGAUCAGAAAACAGAUUGGAGGUGGAUUACAAGUUUGCUAACCCUAGCCAUGAUACCUCAGUGGGAAGGAAAUUUAAAAGUAUGUUUUGUGGAUCAACAGAAAAGUAGUUUCUUUUUUCAUGAAUUUUAAUCCUUUUUCAUGUGUUUCUAUAUGUGAGUGAACUAUAAAGUGGUCUAAUUUUUACAACAAAAGGCCUUCCUUUUCUACUCUACUCUUCCCACUGUCUUUACUGCACAGGUAUGAAAUGGUAGCCUGUUGUAUCUUCAGUAACCCUUUUUUCCCUAGAUGACUGAAAUACAGAUAUUGACUCCAUUUAAACCAGGUAUUAAGGAAAAAAAUGAUGUAAAUACUCAGGGAGGGUAUUAACUUGUCCUUUUUGCCUAAUUGGAGUGUUUAAAGUGCCAUAACUAACUUCAGUUCAUGAUUCUAGAGUAAAUUUAAUUUGGUAAAGGGGCUUCACACAUGAUGGUGGUUAAACAUUCAUUCUUUUAUAUUUAGAAAGGUGAAAGUGUUUGUGGACUGACACAUUUCCUCUUAGUGAAAAUGAAUUGUUUAUGUAUCUCUACUGUCAUACACCCUUUUUGAAACUCAGGAACGACAAAGGUUCAAUUAUACUACUUUUGUCAAUAUUCAAACCAGGUGUGUUUUUUUUCCCUGUCGUCUGGAUAUGGCAAUAGAUUUUUUUUAAAGAACUGCUGUGAGAACCCAUAUAUGAAAAGAGAGGGGUUGAAUCGUUUGUGUGUGCCUUUGGUUUCUUGAGAUUUAUAUGUGGAAAAGUCAUCUUCUACUCUAGACCGUAUAUUUAAAGAGAAGACAUUGCUGCUUAUGUGGUGCCAAGUGACAAGAUAAUGUCUCUUAAAGGCUUCCUAUGGACCGCCUUUAUUUUCCUAAACUCAAGACACCAGUUAACCUCAACAUAGUUUUGGCCUUAUUAGGAUUUCUUGUCCAUUAUACUGAAAGCCAGGUUUACAUCACCACAUCCCAUUAUUCCUUUUAGUUAAAUAAAUAAAUUCAUAUACCAAGAAACCAGAAUGAGGCAGUUUGAUUGGCCUUCAAGGCAGUAGGUUUGACCAGCUAGCUAUACUUAUUGUCACAUCUAAUGCUAGGCAUCAGAAACCACUUGAGCCAGGAGUGUGAAUUGAUAAUUCCAGAGACAUUUGCAACAUACUUCAGACUUUUUUUUAAUGUUUUUUAUGAAUGUUUUACAUUUGUGAGAUUGCCUUAGAUAUUAAAUUUACUUAGUGCUAAAGAUGAUCAUCAUAAAAAAUUUUUAAAAUAGCAAUAGUCAUAACUUAUUUUAUAUAUUUUUCCAAAGAAAAGAAUUUGUUUUAAUGUUUUCAAAAUAACUGCAUCUGAAUUUGUUUACGUGCCUUAAGUUCUCUAGUGCUAUUUUAACAUUUUUUCAAUCUAAAUAAAGCUUAUCUUAGAUAAGUUUCAUAUUUGUUUCCUAUAAAUUUAUCUUCUUAAUUUUUUUAAUGAGCACCAAUCAUGUGGUUGCUUGGCAGAAAGAGAAUGUUAAGAAAGGUUGUUGAGUGUUUGGAGUUUUAUUAUACUUGGGAAGGUUUUUGUUUGAUACCAAGGUGCUUUUUAAGAUAUUUAGAAAAACAUCUAUCUUACAUUGAUUAAACCCUUGUAAACAUUAUUUGCAGUAUCUACAUCUAAUAUCAAAAAAGUAAAUCUUCUUAUUUUUGUUCCAUUCUUACGUACUAUUUUUUUUCCCUCUACAAGCUCUUUUACUUAUCUUUCUUGAAAAAGUUCUUACUCUUUCCUUCCCCAACACCCCUCCCCAUGGUUUCUUUAUUUAAAUUCUUACUGAGAGUUUCUGGAGCUACCUAAGACAACACAAUUACAGAGCUGAACAAGAGUAUAAUGUGCUUUACAACUUGUACAGACCUGAGGCAGCCAAAUGUCAUUUGCUUUCAGAGGCUCCAGAGUCUUCACAGUGGAGAAAAAAAAGCUUUGUAUUUCUUUCUUCUCAAUUCAGUUGCAGCACACUAAUACUUAUAUGUCUUGUUUAAAUAUCCUUUGUGCAUAGUUUUCUUUAAUUUUUUAAAAGUUGUUGUAUCUAGUAAAAAUGUCUCUUAACCAUUAUUACUUGACUAUGGUUGUAUUAAAUUUUAUUUACCAAAA